Molecule: messenger RNA, 510 nt
Organism: Ipomoea nil (Japanese morning glory)
Lineage: Eukaryota; Viridiplantae; Streptophyta; Magnoliopsida; Solanales; Convolvulaceae
Exons: 1
Coding region: 1-510 (169 amino acids)
Source: RefSeq, a predicted model, not a curated record
AUGAUACGGGAAAGAUUAAAAGCCGCCCAAGAUAGACAGAAGUCGUACGCCGAUCCAGGGAGAAGGCCAGCUGAGUUCCAAGUGGGCGAUAAGGUGUUACUAAAGGUGUCUCCCACUAAAGGGGUAAUGAGAUUUGGAAGAAAAGGAAAGCUAAGCCCUCGAUUCAUAGGGCCAUACGACAUAGUAGAGAGGGUUGGGAUGGUAGCUUAUCACUUAGCCCUACCCAUGGAGUUAGAAAAGGUACAUGAUGUGUUUCGUGUCUCACAGCUAAAGAAGUAUAUCCCGGACAUAUCCCAUGUGAUCCAACCUGAAGAAGUGGAGCUUGAUGAGUCCCUCACGUACGAGGAAAAAUCAACCAAGAUCCUCGAUCACAAGACCAGAGAUACGAGAAGAAAGAAAGUAAAACUAGUCAAAGUCUUGUGGUCUAACCAGUUGUCUGAGGAGGCCACUUGGGAGACUGAGGAGGAAAUGAGGAGCCAUUAUCCAGCCCUCUUCAAUCAAGGUAACUAG